This is a messenger RNA of Dermacentor albipictus, 1075 nucleotides long. Lineage: Eukaryota; Metazoa; Arthropoda; Arachnida; Ixodida; Ixodidae. The record is from RefSeq and is a predicted model, not a curated record.
CGGCUGCCAUUCUCCGUGAUGGAGCGAUCGAGGAGAGCAGCAGCGUCGGCGGCAGCAGCGGUGACGGCGGCUUUGCGGAGCUCGCGUCAUUUUUAGCGCGACUGCGCUCCCCUCCACCACCCCACAACAAAAACACAGUUGUGUCGCGCGGUCUCCCGCGUGCUCGUGGCAUGGCCUCAGCAUGAACGCCGGCGAGCAAAGCAUCGUGGCCGAUUGGCUUCGCACCCUGGGGCUGCCUCAGUACGCGGAGAGCUUUGUGGACAACGGAUACGAUGACCUGGAGAUCUGCAAGCAGAUUGGCGAGCCCGACUUGGAUGCCAUCGGCGUCACCGAUCCGAGGCACAGGGACCGCGUUCUCCAAGCCGUGCGCGUUCUGCUCGAACAGGGCGGCACCUCGGUGUACUUCACCCUGGAGGAAGCCGCGAGGCAUUCCCGCGUCUCGGCGGCAUCGGCGAGCGAGUACGGCUUCGACGACUGGGGUUCGCCGGCGCCGGACAAAGCUGCGGUGCGGCCGGAUUCGCUCCGCUACUUCCAGGACGAGUACGAGGAGGGCAAGGCCGAGCUGGUGCGCUUUCCCAAGAUGCAGCUCAAGAUCAUGGUCAGGGAGAAAAUGGUUCGCGAUGGGAUACGCCUCAGCAUGCAGCCGUACAGCAACCCGGAUGGCAGUCGGGGAGACCUGGACGGCCUCGCGAGACGCUACGCGGAGGAGCUUCGGACGCACUUUCAGGACGUUCUCGAGAGACUCGAGGAGCUCCGGAAGCGACGAGUGGCUGCCGACUUUGCUCAGCUUCCGGACGAUAUUACCAAUAAUUUGGGCUAUAGGGCGCCUCGGUAUUACAGACCUGGCAAAUACAUGCCUUCAAGUUGCGUCAACGACCCCGAAGACGAGUGCGGCGGCGUGGUGGACCCCUACGGAGUCUACGGUGUCCGCCUGGGGCCCUUCGUGGAGAGCACGGGAUCUCCGCAGCGGUGCCUAAGUCCUCGGUCCAAGUAUUUCUACGAGCCUUGUCCCUUCUCUGCGUCCGGUGAGUCCAUAAAAUGAUUUAUAUCUUAUGCACCUCCUCCGACGUUUACG